CGGGCGCUAGUACACGCUCAAUGAUGCCAUCCAAGAGAUGGAUGAGCUUUCGUCUGCAGGGCUGAGAUAACUCACAGAGGUAGUAGUUCUUCGCCUUCUUAAGUAAUGUUGCAGCCGCCAGUCAUGUAGGGCUUGUUCGCACUCGCCCUCGCUCAGGCUUAUCUUCCGUGUACGCGUACGCUACCAUGAGCAAGACAGGUCCGCGUCCGUUCAGCAGCUACGUAUGGGACACCUGGAACAAGCCUCCGCAAGAGAGGAAGUUUCUCGCGAAGCUCGACACAUGCCUUUUGACUUACGCGGCGCUGUCCUACUUCAGCAAGUAUCUGGACCAGCAGAACGUUACGAAUGCAUAUGUGUCCGGGAUGCAAGAGGACCUUGGCCUCCAUGGGAACCAGUUGAACUACAUCACAACUGCUUGGACGUGCGGCUAUGUCAUUGGCCAGAUUCCCGCUAAUAUGUUGAUUACUAGAGUGCGCCCAUCGAUAUGGAUUCCGCUCACAGAAGUAGUCUGGAGUGUUCUGACCAUGACUCUGGCGUCUGCGAAGAACUUCAGCACUCUCGUUGCCAUCCGUUUCUUCGUCGGUCUUGCCGAGUCCUCGUUCUACCCGGCCAUGCAAUACGUCACAGGCAGUUGGUACAAGCCUGAAGAACUCGGAAAGCGAGCUUGCAUCUUUCAUACGGCAAGCGCUGUCGGCCCCAUGAUCAGUGGUUUCCUGCAAGCUGCGGCGUACGACGGUCUAAACGGGACGUGCGGCCUCGCAGGCUGGAAAUGGCUCUUCAUCAUCGAUGGGAUCAUCACGGUCCCCAUCGCUCUCCUGGGUUUCCUCAUCAUGCCAGACCUGCCCUCCAACACCAGGCCAAACUUUCUUUAUACUCAAGAAGAUAUCGACAUCGCCAAUCGUCGUAUGGAAGAGAUUGGACGGAAACCUCCUGGUAAAUUUACGAAGAAGAAGGUCUUGAAAUUCUUCACGACGUGGCACCUGUACUUCUUAGUCCUCCUGUAUGUCCUGUUCAACAACGGCGGUAAUCCUGCGGGUUCCAUGAUAUUCUGGCUGAAGAGCUUCAAUACACCCGAGAAGACCGUGUACACGGUUGCGCAGAUCAACACAUACCCGCUACCAAUCAAUGCCGUACAAAUAGUCACAACCCUCACAUGGGCAUGGUGGUCUGACGCUGUGCGGGCGCGUUGGCCGCCUAUGGUGGUUGCCGGACUAUGGAAUAUGACGGUCUGCAUCGUCUUGGCCGCUACACCUGUGUACACGCACAUAACUCGGCGCUGGGUAUUCUACUACAUGACGUCGGUCAGCGGAGGACUGUCCGGACUGAUCCUAUCUUGGGCAAAUGAGCUCACUGGGCAUGACAGCGAGAAACGCGCGUUUGUCGUUGCAUGCUGCAAUACGUUCGCAUACGUCGUGCAGACAUGGUUCCCCACAGUCCUCUUUCCUCAAGUGGAGCAACCCCGCGUCUUCAAAGGAAACGUGGCGACGGCCUGUGUGAACUUCGCUAUGGUUUGUACAGCACUCACUGUACUGGCGUUGUCGCGUCGCGAUGCGCGGAGGAAAGCACGCGAAACGCAGAUUGACGACGAUGUCACGGAUGGCCAUGUCUCGCCUGACAACGACUCCAAACCCGAUACUAAGGACGGCAGCAUCAAGUCAGUUCUGGUGGUUGAGGAGCUUGUAAGAUAGUUGUAUCUACGCCUGAUCACUGUGAAUUAGAGACCCUUGCCGCAACCUCGAUAGCGUUGUGUCUGUUC
This is a messenger RNA of Rhodofomes roseus, 1756 nucleotides long. RefSeq names its product MFS general substrate transporter. Gene Ontology annotation, biological process: transmembrane transport. The transcript is spliced from 25 exons. Gene Ontology annotation, cellular component: membrane. The coding region runs from base 186 to 1688 and encodes 500 amino acids. The record is from RefSeq and is a predicted model, not a curated record. Gene Ontology annotation, molecular function: transmembrane transporter activity. Lineage: Eukaryota; Fungi; Basidiomycota; Agaricomycetes; Polyporales; Fomitopsidaceae.